Molecule: messenger RNA, 1188 nt
Organism: Fusarium pseudograminearum CS3096
Lineage: Eukaryota; Fungi; Ascomycota; Sordariomycetes; Hypocreales; Nectriaceae
Exons: 6
Coding region: 1-1188 (395 amino acids)
Molecular function (GO): metal ion binding; agmatinase activity
Source: RefSeq, a predicted model, not a curated record
AUGCUCUUCAAGUCUUUCACUUUCCUCAGCAUCGCCUCUGUCGCCAUUGCUCAUGGCAGCCAUGACCAAGAGCCGAUGGAGGGACCUCACCAAUCUCUCUGGUACAAUACGCUCCCUGGUGAUGGUGGAACUCAGGCCGACUCUGUCUUCUCAGGUAUCAGCACCUUUGGUCGCCUUCCCUAUCAGCCCUGUCUAGGACACAACAGCAUCAAAUAUGACAUCGCUUUCAUCGGUGCACCAUUCGACACAGGCACUUCCUACAGACCCGGUGCUCGCUUCGGUCCUUCUGGUAUCCGACAGGGCUCACGACGACUAAACCUUUAUGGAGGUUAUAAUGUACCCCUAGCCACGAACCCUUUCAACAGUUGGGCAACUGUCCUAGACUGCGGUGAUAUCCCAGUCACUUCUUACGAUAACCAGUUCGCACUCCAGCAGAUUGAAGAGGGCCAUUACAGUAUCCUGUCACGACCACCAGUCACUGAUGCAGACAAGCUUGGCCCGGCAAGCAAAGGCCGAACUCUACCUCGAGUCAUUACUCUUGGUGGUGAUCACACCAUCACCCUACCUCUGCUACGAUCCAUCAACAGAGCCUACGGGCCUGUAACUGUUAUUCACUUUGACAGUCACUUGGACACAUGGAGGCCAAAGGUCUUCGGUGGCUCGCCCUCAGAAGCCGCAAGUAUUAACCACGGCACAUACUUCUACCAUGCCGCGAUGGAAGGUCUGCUUGUUAACGAUACAAACAUCCAUGCUGGUAUUCGUACCACUCUUAGCGGCCCAAGUGACUACGAUAAUGAUGGUUACUGCGGUUUCGAGAUUGUCGAGGCACGAGAGAUUGACACAAUCGGCACAACUGGUAUCAUUGAAAAAAUCCUCAAGCGUGUUGGACCUGACCGCCCUGUUUACUUGUCGAUCGAUAUCGAUACCCUUGAUCCGGCAUUCGCCCCUGCGACUGGCACUCCCGAGACUGGCGGAUGGUCCACCAGAGAACUCAGAACCAUCAUCCGAGGACUUGAGAGCUUGAACCUCAUCGCUGCCGACAUUGUUGAAGUUGCUCCUGCUUAUGAUACCAACGCAGAGCACACUACAAUGGCAGCCGCCGAUGUCCUUUACGAAGUCAUGUCUAUCAUGGUUAAGAAGGGGCCACUUAGCAGAAUGAUGGAUGGCAAGACACAAGAGGAACUGUGA